CUUUUGAAAAGACAACACGGCGUAAAACAGUGCGUGAGUGGAUUAAACAACACUGUCAUGUCCUGCCCGUCGACAGCAUGGUCCUACUGAGGGUGCCUCUGUGUGUGUGUGUGUGUGUGUGUGUGUGUGUGUAUUGGCACGCGCUGCUUCUGCAUGCGUGAGUCCGCGUGCGUGUUGCUGAGUCAGGCGCGACCUCUCUCUCUCUCUCUCUCUCUCUCUCUCUCUCUCUCUCUCUCUCUCUCUCUCUCCAGUUGUUCUUUGCCACUUUGUUUUAUGCGCCGACGUCAUUUCAUACGGUCUGGACACCGAGGCGCGAGGCUGCUCCCCCUCUCUCCCCGUCGCUAAUUGUGUUUCCUACCGACUGACUGACAACUUGUUUGUCUGUUAGCGCAUUGGCUGCCCAUGGGCGCUGCUGUUUACACACUCUGCUGCUGCUCCGCCGGCUGGGCUGUCCGGUGCGCCUCUGCGGUCGGUUCGGGACGGUAUCGGGCUCCGCUUUUAUGAAUGAAUAACGAGACGGGGGGGAAAUGCGAGUGACUGCGAAACUCCCCAGCAGCCGGGCUCCCGGGGGGCCAGCCACCGAUGAGAGGGAUUAACGACGGAGCGGAGCCGCGGCUCAUUGCGGAAAAGCCGACUGCAGACUGGCGUGGAAACGCACCGCGAGGGAAACGGGCUACAUAGCGUAGAGCAGCGGAACAAAACCGCGGCGACCACAAUGUCCAUCCACAUUGUGGCUCUGGGCAGCGAGUGCCCUGGAGGAGUCGGGCCCGGGGAGGAGAUCAUGGGCCAGGGGCAGCUGCAGGGAGGCCUGCUGUGGAGCUACUUGGGUCACGGGGCGCUGGUGGGACCCUGCGACCUGGAGAGCAGCCUGCACAACCCGGCCUUCAUGGAGUACACCUCACGCGUGUUUGGGGAUGUCACUGUAGUGGUUCGGGAUUGUCCCAGCUGGGACUUGUUGGACAGCGACUGGGCCAGCGUACGGAAGGUUCUUGAGCAGGCGGACAUCCUGGUCAUUAAAUAUUCAGUCACUGACAAGCUGGCCUUCCAGCAGGUCAGAAACGGCUACGCCCCGAGACUCCGCCCGCUCCUGAGGCACUGGGGUGUGCCUGUCAUCCUAGUCGCUGUUGGAGCGCGGCUGAACGAUGAAGGCCCUCCCUGUACGUGCCCUCUCUGUGCAUCUGACUGGAGCAGCUGUGUGCCUCACAGUGAAGGUCUGCAGCUGUCCCGGGACCUGGGGGCCACCUACCUGGAGUUGCCCUCUCUCAACCACGUCUUCGUGGGUCGCUAUUUUGGCAGCGUGCUGGAGUAUUUCAUGAUUCAGUGUCUGAAACACAAAGCCAAAGAGAGGCCAGAGAAGAGGCGAGGAAAUAAAGUGAACGAGCUUCGUCCCCCUCACUUAGAACAACCAGCACGUCUUCCCCCUAUCAGAGUAGAGGAGUCCAGUUUCUCCCAGGACAUGCAGUGGUUGUUGGAGCGUGGCGUGCAGUUCGCCGAUGUGGCUUUCUACGCCGGGGACUCUGGGAAAGAACUGGGGUGGGCACAUGCUGCUGUGCUGUGUGCUGUCAGCCCAUACUUCAGACAGCUGCUCCUGGGGCCCAAGAACAGGGAACGUCCGCAGUCGCGGUGUGUUUGCAGAGAGCGUGAUGGAGGUCCCCAUUCGUUGCUCUCCACCUGGGAUGGGGGGAUUAUUGAUGACAUGCCACGAUCAGAAGGGCACCUGACAGGACGCCUCUCUCGUCUGGUGGUGAAGGACCCCCUCCUGUGCAUGUGCUUGUGGGAGACUCUCAUGUUCAUUUACAGAGUGAGAGAGGAAGAAUAUGGGAAAGUAAGGAGGAGAAAAUUGCGAGUAGCAGGAGCGUGGGAGUGGGACCACCUCCAGGAGGCCCUGGAGGAGAAGCUGAAGAAUUCACUAGCUGUGGCUCAGCUUAUGGAGCGCAUACGAUCCCUCAUCGGCAGAGACAGGGGCCCCAGGGACACCCCAAGUGCCCGAGCAGCUCAGCUCGGACCCCAGACGCUCGUCAACCUCUUCAAUUCUCCUCUUUACUCUGAUGUCAUCUUCAUGGUGCAAGGGAGUGUAUUGCCAGCUCACCGAGCAGUACUGGUGGCACGCUGUGAUGUCAUGGCAGCCAUGUUCAGCGGGAAGUAUGCAGAGGCCCGCAGCCGAGUGGUGCCCAUCCACGGUGUCUCCUCGGACACCUUCCUGUCUUUCCUGGAGUACCUCUACACUGACUCCUGCUGUCCUGCCAGUGUUCUGCAGGCCAUGGCUGUGCUGGUCUGCGCCGAGAUGUACCAGGUCAAACGUCUGCAGCAUCUGUGUGAAGUGUGUGUGUGUGCUUACCUUCAGAGCAUGCCCAGUAGAGAGCUGUCAUCAACAGGUAUCAGCGUGAUUCGACUGCUCCGCCGAGCAAAGUGCCACAAUGCAGAGCAGCUGUAUGUCUGGCUCCUCCACUUUAUCGCCAACAACUACCUGAUCUUCAGCCACAAACCUGACUUCCUGGAGCUCUCAGGUCAGUGUGUGGAUUUUUAAACAAGUAGAAAAUGUCUGGAAAAAUAAAAGGCCUUAUAAGUGAUGGUUAUGCAAACUAAAAUUGCUGCAGAGUAAUGGUGGAAUUAAACUGCUGAUUUCAACUUUUUAGAAGGCUUCAGACUUCAUUAAAAAAAAUAAUUAAGUCAAAGUGCCUCCAGGCUUUCGAGGAUCUGUUGUGUUUUUCCACACAGUAUAUGUAGGUUAGACUCCCUCCGUCUCAGAUAAGUGCUGUGAAUCAGAGGCUGAUUCUCAUUUUUUGUCAGAUGGCCAACCAGUUUGGAUAAUACAUGAGGUGUAAUCCAAGUGCCCACCAAUCAGUUGUGUAUGUAAGGUCCAGUGUGGAACAUUUAUGAGGAUCUCUUGGCAGAAAUUGAAUACAAUAUUCAUAUUUAUUUCUUCAUUGGUGUAUAAUCACAUUCAUAUUGUUACCUUAGAAUGAGUGUUUUUUGUUGCCACUGUAGUUCCUCCUACACACUUGGUUGAGACAAAGGGUUUCAGUUUAUUUCAAUCUGCAUUUAGAUGCCUCUAAAUCCUUCACACUGGUCCUUAAAAUAAAACUGAUUCACAGAAAGUGAGUUGAUCACUUUCUACUUUGAGUUUUAUGAAUCAAACAUGGUCAUAGACCCCUGGGAAACCUCUGUAUUGUAUGCUUUACUGUCAUAUAGCACAAUAUGGCGUAUUAGACUGUAGGCUGUCGGCCCCUCAGAAUAAUACCUCCUUAUAGUUUACUUAAUACUAUAAGUUUAUGCUUGAUAUAAUACUUUGAUUGCUCAGUUUUUACAGUCAUAUGCAAUAGGCCACAUACACGCAGUUAAGCUAAUUACAAAGAUUAAAAGCAACAUUGCUCUGGUUAGUAGCAGUAGCACGUUUUAUUGUCAUUAGUCAUACACACAAAAAUCAUUUAAGGUCAAUGGACGGGUACUGAAGGGCACAGGCGAAGUCACAGGCCUGAAUUGGUAGACAGCACAUUAUUGAUCACUACUGAUCUUCCGUUGCUUGUCGGUACAACAGAUAUUUCUGCCUUGUUGGCCGUGUUCAUGGCAACAAUCCAACUGAAUGCGUUUGUGUGAAUAUGUGCCAAGGACAGUAAAUCUUGCUAUAAAAAGGUUUUAUCAGCAAAACAUGCAAUACUUGUGUUUGCAGUAGAUUACAAUUAUAAUAUAUGUGUGUGUGUGUGUAUGUGUGUGUGUGUGUGUGUGUGUGUGUGUGUGUUCCAGAGGAGGAGCGCGAGCAGGUGGAGAGGCUACGCUGGCCGUCCAGAGGCUACCUGCAGGAGCUUAGCGAGUACCAGCAGCGGCGACGCAAACUACGCAAGUCCCGCUGCAUAGUCAUGUGACCGCCACCUGGAUGCCAAAAUCUGAGGAAAACGGGGGGGAGAGCAGAGGAGGGAGACCAGGGAGAAAAUAAUGACAAAGAGUGAGACUAGUCAUCAAUGCUUAGAGAAACAGACAGAAGAAAAGUCUUUUCUGUUUGUCCUGCUGGAUGAAGGGGCCGAUCCUGAAGGACACUUUGCAGAGGAAAAUGUCAUAAGACUCCUUAACCAAUGGGACAAAGUCGGCGAGCAGUGACAUAGACCACUGUGCCACACCUCUCUUCCCCCGAAGGAAUGACUGGGCAUCCUUUGCAUAAUGACUAUUCCAUCAUGGGCAAUACAAAAUGACUGAUCCUUAAAACCCAAUGUGAAUUUAAAAUGACUGGCUGGCCACUGGCCAGAGGCUCUGUGAGAGAUUAUAUUUCUAUUGGCCGAUGCAAAAUGGUGGAUUUCAAAGAUGAACAGUGACACAAAAUGGCUCCAUUACGAGUACAGAUGUAUCAAAUGACCACACAUCUGUUGAAACACUGAUCAGAAUCACGUGCACACUGUUUCAAACUACAGAAACAGGUAACGUGAUUCAGGUUGACUAAGCAGGAAGGAAAUUGUGUUUUCUCUGCUCGACACCUGGGGAUGUCUUUGUAUCUUCUGUACGCUGGACACAAGACUACUCCAUUUUAAAUUCAACCUUGGCCCAUGAUGCAUUUGUGUUCCGUUGGAUCUACAAAUUGUGAGUGUGUGCACAUGCAGCAUUUCUUUAAGCUGAAAUAACUCUUGAGCCUCGAACCUCUUUGUGGCUUGAUCAGUAUUUCAGGCAAACCGUGACCUACAUUAACACCGAGAGCAGAGUGGAAGGAAAGAAAGAAACUCAGUUUAGCAGACAAGCAGGACCAAUUUAAUUACAGCUCUUUUAUUAGAUUCCUUCAGGUCUAUAAUGCAACAUCAGUGAGUGUCUCUGAACCAGACUGAUUUUAUCACGUGAGAUUUAAUACAUUUUGGUUGUAGUCUGUGUUAAGGCCGUCUCACCUUUAUUCAGAUGUGGCUCGAAAUUUAAUCUUCAAACUAAACUACACAUAGUCUGUAUCAAAAUGAAAUGCUCUAUACACCAAAUCCAGAACCAUAAUCAACAAUGAUAAAAUGUAUUUUUCAAUUUGAUUUAAAGUCUGUGAGCUGGACUUUCACACCAUUUCAUUUGCUGGUUAUGAUGUAAUCAUGAUUAAACUAAUCCUCAUCCAUUUGCAAUAACAAAUAAUAAUGCUCUAUCUCUGUCUCUCUGUCGCACAAAAAGGCAAAAGCCUUUUGUAGCAUUUACAUGUACAAUGUGUUGUAAAGAUUUAGGAAAAACAACCAUAUCAUGAACAUAUGUUGGUACACUAAAAACCACAAUGCCUCUGGGUAAUAUAAUAUACAAUAUUUAUUUUAUCCAAUUCUUUUUAAUUUGAGAGAUUGUUUUUAAUCAUAAAAAGAAUAUGAUUUAUUGGUGCUGGAAUUAUUUUUGUAAACUCUACUGUAUGUGGACAUGAUUAUGACAUGAUUACUUUUACUUUUUUACAUUCAGAGUAGAGACAACUGGUCACACUGUUUUACAGUCUACUGUUUCACUGGUAUUUACUUAAAAAAGGUGCAUGAUUAUAAAAAACCUGACGUGCAGGAAGACAAAACAGAUAAACCUUCAACAAAAUGAAGCCAAAAAAGGUCGACAUUAUGCAGCUCUUUCUUAUUAGGUGGAUCAAUAUCUGUCAUUAAUAGUCAGCAAACAGUAUGUAACUGUAUUUGCAUUCAGUUUGUGCAGUACUUUGGCACAGGUGGAGCAGCAGGCUGUGUAUAUAGGACAAGAAAGCUACCACUUUGACAGUGUACAGGUGAUAUCAGUUAGUAUCUUUAAGCCCCUGGUGUAUAUUUAACCUGCUGCUGCACCACAUUAAUCAGAGAGUGUGUCUCCUGAGAGAUCCUCAGAUAAAUCCCAAUCAACUCGUAAAAAGAGAGUCAGUAAAUAGCAGUUGAAAAACUGGACUGUAAAACAAAGCGUACUCCAGUGCUGCAUCCAUACCCAGUGUGUGGAGACACAUGUGGCUCCCCUGGGCCAGUGUUGUACAGACUGUAGAUAACAUGACGUCUGAAUUUAAAUAAAGACAUGUUUUAGAAUGAA
Dicentrarchus labrax (European seabass) is the source of this 5988-nucleotide messenger RNA. RefSeq names its product Rho related BTB domain containing 3 (gene rhobtb3). Gene Ontology annotation, molecular function: ubiquitin protein ligase binding. Gene Ontology annotation, cellular component: cytoplasm. The transcript has 13 exons. The coding region runs from base 716 to 2527 and encodes 603 amino acids. The record is from RefSeq and is a predicted model, not a curated record. Gene Ontology annotation, biological process: proteasome-mediated ubiquitin-dependent protein catabolic process; regulation of proteolysis. NCBI's taxonomy places the organism in Eukaryota, Metazoa, Chordata, Actinopteri, Moronidae.